UAGUCGGUCUUACAGUUAGAGGCUCAGUUCCAGCAUCGCGGAGUGACUUGUUUUCUGAACUUCGUCUGCCACUAUUUAAAACGUCUCCUGGUGAACUUUGCUCCUUCAGAAGCAGCGUGUGGUUUCAGCCAUGACGUUGUGUUGAUAGACACACUAAAGUUGGCGGGAGCAGGUCCGUGGUUCCGUGUCAUUGAUGCGCCGGCGGUUCCCAGCAGAGUGGUGAGAUGGCCAUCGCCCAUGUGGCCACCGAGUACGUGUUCAGCGACUUCCUGCUGAAGGACCCGAACCACGCGCUCUACCGCAGCGUCCGCACCGAGCUGGCCCUGGACAAGAUGGUGACCUGCGUGGCGGUGGGCCUGCCCCUCCUCCUCAUCUCGCUGGCCUUCGCUCAAGAGGUGUCAGUUGGUGCUCAGAUCAGCUGUUUCUCUCCGUCCAACUUCUCGUGGAAGCAGGCCGGUUAUGUGGACUCGUACUGUUGGGCAACCGUACACACACACACUCUGCCGCUGUGGCUGCAUAAGUUCUUCCCCUACAUUCUGCUGCUGGUGGCGGUGCUGAUGUACACGCCAGCGCUGUUCUGGAGAUUUUCCGCGGCGCCCCUCCUGCAGUCUGACCUGGGCUUCAUCAUGGAGGAGCUGGACCGGAGCUACAACCGCGCUGUCACUCUGGCCAAACGCAUGGCCAACACUGACAGCGACCCCACCGACGGCUGCUUCAAGUACCCGCUGGUAGAGAAGUUUUUGAUGACCAAGCGUUGCACCCGCUCGAUGCUGCUGUACUACCUGCUGUGUCGCGGCCUGACUCUGGUCACCCUGCUGUGCGCCUGCAUCUACCUGGGCUACUACCUCCGCCUGGCCUCCGCCACCGACGAGUUCAGCUGCCUGCUGCGUGUGGGCCUGCUGGUCUCCGACCCGAGCGUCCCAAAGGAGGUGCAGUGCAAGCUCAUCGCCGUGGGAGUCUUCUCUCUGCUGAGCCUCGUCAACCUGGUCCUGUUCAUUGCGCUGGUUCCCGCGGUGAUCUAUGCUGCCGUCCGGCCCCUCUUCCGCACCGGACAUGCCCGCUUCCUAGAAAUCUACCAAUCGCUGCCCACCGCUAGCGUCCUGCCCAACCCCACAAACCAAUGGGACGAUCUCUCUCUGUAUCUGCUCUUCCUCGAGGAGAACAUCAGCGAACUCAAGUCCUACAAAUACAUCAAGGUGUUGGAGUUGUUGAAGAGACGAGGCGACUCCUGCGGAGAGGACUUUGAUGCCGUGGAGCUGCUGCAGACUCUCUGCCUGGUGAAGAUGGACAGCGUGGAUGGGAGGAAACCCGCCGACGCUGCCGGAAAACAGGAUCAAGUGAAGACAAAGGCGGCGGAUUCAAAGAACAGCCACGGCCGUCCCAACUCGUCUGCAGGAGACAAAGACUGCAGGACGGGGACUGAGAUGAAAGAGCUCUCUCCGUUGAUCAGUGAGGGAGAGGCUCUUCGUCUGCGAGCAGUGUGACGGCGAUGGAGACCUGGGGGUGGGGGGGGGGGGUCAGGGGUCAUCACAGCAUUCACAACUCCCAGCCUUUCCGUCCUCAUGGAGGGAUGACAAAUGGGAUGAAGAACGUCGUCAACGUUGUUACUUUGAAUCAUGUAUGUUCUUUUUUUUGGUGGUAAGAGAGGCUGUGUGAGAAGCUGACACUAGUGCUGCUACAGAUUUUAACAAUAAUUUUCUAUGUUCACCUACAAACUAACAUUCCACUGCUAGUGUAAUGUGACCGCAGCUCUGUGCAUUGUGCUUAAAACAACUGGUCGACCCGCCCGAGCAAUAAUGGGAUGUAUGAUGUCAUCAUCUUGAAGCGUAUUUGGCAGGAUGUGAUAGACAUUUAUCAGGGAUAUAAUUUUCCUUUAGACUUUUCCUGAUCUCUGGGAUCACGAUUCGAGGUCAUCACACACCGGAUAUGUUCUCUUGUCAACAAGUUGUUGAGGAUUUACGUGUCCUAAAAGGGCCAAUUUCCACUUUAAAUGUGAAGUUGAAAUGGUCAAAUUUGCAGACGUGUUGUGUAUUUUUAUUUUUUUACAUUUGUCAAUAUGGGGGAAAUGUACUUUUAUUGAUUUAAUAUAUGAUUAUGUCACAUUUGGGUUGUGGCUGUUUAGUUUUAGAGAAGCGAUUGUAAUAUGAGGCGUUUACACACACAUGUGGUACAAAUGCUGGAUGCUUUUAUUAUAAUUUUGAAUGUGAGAUGUAUUGUUCUGUUCCCAACAAAUAAUGUACUUGACUUUAUUUCUCAAUGUCAAACAUGUCACAACACAUCAUAGGCAAUGUGAUGUUGAAUCAUUUCGUCAUGGGGUUAUGUUCUCAACCUGGACGUAAAGUCGCCGUGCUUGUUUGUAAAUCUCAGGGAUUAAAAGCUCCUCACAUGUGA
Gasterosteus aculeatus aculeatus (three-spined stickleback) is the source of this 2391-nucleotide messenger RNA. Its product is annotated as pannexin-1. Gene Ontology annotation, cellular component: plasma membrane. NCBI's taxonomy places the organism in Eukaryota, Metazoa, Chordata, Actinopteri, Perciformes, Gasterosteidae. Gene Ontology annotation, biological process: cell-cell signaling; monoatomic cation transport; positive regulation of interleukin-1 production. The record is from RefSeq and is a predicted model, not a curated record. Gene Ontology annotation, molecular function: wide pore channel activity.